AAUCGUGAAAACCACCCCUAUUCUGUUAAAUCAACAGAUACACCAAUCCUAUGUUUAAGUACAGUGGAAUUUUGAAGCUAUCAUUGGCGAAAAAGCUCAGUAGAACUUUUAAUGUGAAGGCAGACAUAGACAAGCUUCAGCUUCGUAGAGAAAAGUGAAAAGAGGUUUACGAGUUGUAAAAGCGGCAAUGGCGACACUUCAGGGGUUGUCGCUACGUUUACGACGCCACAUGUGUAAAAAAAUGUAAUCCAAGAAUUACUACAAUCUAAUCAAUUAAGGUUCUCGUAUUUACAUAAAUUGAAUUACAGCCGGUGUGGAAAGGCGAAACAGAUAAGGUGGAAUGGAAACGAUUGAAAAGGGACAAUGUUACAUCACGAAAUGGAGCAUUUGAUGAUAAGGCCGACCGACGAAUGAUAGUAAUCGGUGGGCCAGAAAAACAAGAGUACUUCCUCAAGUGAUGAGCGAGACUCGGCAUCACCUUCGUUCCGUUUCGGAUUUGUAUGCAGCCGAUGAAAUAGAGUCAUUACUUCUAGAAGAGAUUAAAGAUUUAGAACCACCACCUUCAGCUUAUUCACGACCUGAGGAUAUACAAGACUUCGAAAUUGCAGGAAGUAGAACAGGGGGAGCAAUUAGCUCCCAAUCUUCAGAGUUGGACUCACCUGGAGUCCAUUCAACGGUCCAUUCGUGGGAUUCACAUGCCAAUUACCAUGGACCUUAUGGACAUGGAGAUCACAGACAUGGCUCUUCCUCCAAUGCACUGCCAUGGCCUCGUUCCAACCACUUGGUUCUUUAUUGUGACAUACAGGGUCAUAUUAAAACGACGACGGGUAUCUUCAGACUUUUAUUACUCAUAACAUCCGUAGCAUGCUUGGCUACACUUUGCAGUGCUGGUACUGCUAAUGUUAGUCUCUUUAUGUUACCCCUGGUUGGAAGAUUGAGAUUUAUCAUUUUCGUAGCUGUUUUUUGUUUACUUGUCACAACUCUUUUCCUCUUCCUAGAUAUCUCCCACAUUGUUUAUAUGUUUCCUCUCAAUUGGGAUAAAUUUAAUUUUUGGAUAUUUACCAGUAUUGGAGUAUCAUACGUUAUAGGAUGUAGUUUACUCGGCUUAUCAAUAUGGGAAUAUCAUUUAAGUGGCUGGGUUCCACGACGUACACGUUCUCAACUUACUGCUGCAGCUGGUCUUGCUUUUUCUUGUGCAUUUAUUGCUUUUAUCCUUUCGUGGAUUCAUGGUCGUACUGGAAUUAGUUGUGAACCCCCACCUUCUCACGAUAACUCCCAAAGUCAACUUUAUAAACCAGUUGAAUCUUCUUCGUCAGGUUUGACGUUAAAAGAUAAAUAUCCUAAACAACCACCCCCUUGGGUUGUAAAAAAUCAAAGGUCAAAGAAAAAUACUGACAAUGAAUCAAAUGGAAAUGGAAAUUAUGAUAAAUAUAAAUCUGGUCAAAGGAAAGAUCAUUGGGCAUCAGCAAGACAACAUUUUCUAUCAUCACAAGAUGAUGAAGAAAUUCAAACAAUUCAAAGAGAAGAAAGUGAUCUUGAACGUAAGCGAAGAAGAAGAAGACAUGAUGGUGACAGCGCUUCUAGUGGUAAUGGUGGUUUAAGUCGUAAAAGUGAAGGUAUUGAAUCUAAACCAAGAAAAGUACCACAAAAAUUACCUCUCCAGACAAUUGAAAGGCCACAGCCGCGGAAAUGUAAUGUAUCAAAACAAUCAAGCACUGGAAAAGUUCUUAGAGCAACUACCAGCAAUGAUCUACAAAACUAUGUUGCUGCAGUGAAAGCAUGGGAACUCGAAACUGGGAAUAAUAUGAAAGAUAGCGAAGCUAUAAAAAAAUCACUUAUCGAAACUUCAAUGUGGUCAGAAUCGUGGCGACAACCAUCUGAUGAUGUUCAACCUUGCUCUAGUAAAACAGCUGAUUCAUAUACAUUUGCUUAAUCAUUUUGAAUAGAACGCUGAAACCAUCUAACUCGAACGUUUUCGACAUCAUGUACAAAAUUAUUCUCGCCUUGUAAAUUAAGCUGCCAUCAACAUAUUUUGCCCAAACAUUCGCUUAGUCUAUAAAUUAUUUUCAUGGACGACAGAUAAUUAUUACGAUAGCAUGUAUACUUAAUAAAAUGAAUCAUACGAAUAUGUUUGGUGAGAAGGAUUAAUCUUCUUUAUAGGAGGUGAUUAUUAUAAUGCACAGUAGAAAAAUUAAAAACGAGAACGGAACAUGAAAAUUAAAGCAGUAACUAUUAAUUGAUAAUAAAUGUAUUUUUAUGCCAACACAAUUUAAAUCAUACAUAAUUGGUAAUUUUUUGAUGUCAGUGAGUGAAAAACUAUAAUUAUUAUUGAAAUCAUUUAUUCAUGUAAAUUAACUUCUUAUAUUCGUUCAUUUUUAUCCAAUUAUAGGAAAUAAAUUAUUCGCGUGAAUGUAGAUUGUGAUAUGUUCAAAGAAGCAUGAGAUACAAUAAUAAUAUUGUGUGUCAUUCAAAGAUGAAAUAAAAUUGAAGUUGUAAAAAUAUAGAUGGGCUCACAUUGUCCAAGUGUUCUAAAUGCGAUUGUCGCAUUAUCGGGUCAUAUGGUGUCUUAAUUGUAUCAUUUCGAUCCGUACAUAUCGCGUGAAAGAAAUAAUAAUAUUCAAAGUGUGCCCAAAUUCCGAUCCGUUGAAAGAUUCUAUUUAAAAUAAUAUCAGAGAAACAUUAUUUUACCACGGUUUUAAUACCUUUCUACCGCCCAAGCAAAUUUAUAUUAUACUACUUGCUCUAUUUGACAUAAGUUUUGUUAACACGAUAUCACUUAUUUUUUUGAUGUGAUUAAACUAUGAAAGAAAAGAUUAUGUGAACAAAAAAAUAUUCAAACUGAUAAAAAAUUCUAUUGAGAAUUUUCUUAGGAAUAUUGUAUUACCAACAAAGAAAAAAUGUUUUUAUAAAA
Chelonus insularis is the source of this 2911-nucleotide messenger RNA. RefSeq lists its product as uncharacterized. The transcript is spliced from 6 exons. Bases 458 to 1933 code for a protein of 491 amino acids. The record is from RefSeq and is a predicted model, not a curated record. NCBI's taxonomy places the organism in Eukaryota, Metazoa, Arthropoda, Insecta, Hymenoptera, Braconidae. Gene Ontology annotation, cellular component: membrane.